UUCCCAAUAAAAUCAUGUUUCUCUUUCGACCAAGUGUCAAAAUAAACGUGUUAGACCUAAACACCGAAUAACUGAAACAUUUGUUUCUUUCCCUAAAAGGACCUCAAUAGUGAAUAGACUAAUGCCGUAGAUUUGUAACUGUUCUAAAGUUGCAACAACGUGACCGUGUACCAGUCUACACAGAGAUGUCGAUGUUUCAGAGAUUCCUCAACUUGGGCAGUGCGACAAAAGAGAAAGAGGAGCCAAAAUUAAAUCAAGUAUUGCCAUCGACAGUGGAAGAGUUAAGUGAUGGGCAGCCAUACAACCCGUAUACCGAGAUACUAGUUCUACAGGAACACAAAGACAUUGUUCGCAGUCUGCUCAAGAUUGACAAAUACAGGUGUGUGUCUGUUGCAGAUGACUGUAAGGCUGUUAUUUGGGACAUACAUAUCGGUCAAAGAUUAGCUGUUCUUUCUGGCCACACUCAUCCAAUCACAUGCAUGCUUUUAUUGAAGCCCCAGACUAACGCUGUUGCUGAUUGGUUGCUUGUGACUGGAUCGUCGGACAAACUAAUCAAGGUUUGGGACAUCUCCACUGGGUAUUGUCAUCAGAGUAUUUCUGACCAUGCAAGCUCCGUCAGGUGCUUGGUUUCCCUCACUGAAGAUUGUCAGCUGUUUUGUUCAGGAGGAGAAAGUCUCGCAGUCUGGCAGCACGACGGAAGACUCCUCCACGCAUACACGCGGGGGGGCGAGGAAGAAGAUAUUUCGUUUAUGAUUGUCAUACAGAACGAGAGAGUUGUCACAGCUGCUGACAAGAUUAUUGUUGUGUACUCUGUAAUCACACCCGAGGAUGGAGGAGAACCAGAUGAUAAGAAAAUCCGCCUUGUGAAGAAACUUCCACCCCAUCGCGAAGCCAUCCACAGCCUCAUCAACAUAUCUGAGUCUUGUUUUGCCAGUGGGUCUAUUGAUGGAACAAUCAUCUUGUGGACGACCCAGAACCUCAUUCCAGCCAAGUAUUUCAACACCGUCACAGAGUACGUUGGAGAUGCAAAGCUCUACCCGUACUCCAUACAGAGCAUGUUCUGUGCACAAGAAAAGUACCUGUUUGCCACCAUUGGAUCUGGAUUUUGUGUCUUUGACGUAUCCGUUGGUCAAGAGAGGCUGAUGGUAAAAAAGCUUGCAGCUCAUUACUCCAAGAUACUGCACAUUGGAUUUGCUUGUGAUGGUGCCUACCUGGUGACGUGUUCUGAAGAUGGUUCUAUUAGAUUGUGGGGCAAAACUCCAAUCAGUGAUGAUUCUGGUAGUUCCGACAGAGAUAUUUGUACUCUUGGACCAAUGGAGCGGUUUACAGGACUCAGAGGAGACCAGCUGAGACAGUGUUGCCAUAGCGACAACCUGCUGGAGCCAUCUCUACUUGGAGAAUGCACCGCUCACUCGGGCUCAGUGCAGAUGUUCCUCGACUUUGAUCAUGAAGGUUUGGUGUCAUGUGGUGGAGAUAAUCUUCUUAUUGUUUGGAAGAAUGCUGAAAUGCAAAAGAUCCAAAGAAACCAGAAAGUUCAAGAAAUUCUUUUUUCAAGAGAUGGAAUUGUGUGACACACUUUCGUCAUUUUGGGGCAUGUGCAAUACUGUAUUAUUGCCCAUAUGGUUAAAAUAUCUUGGUACAUAUCAACGUGAUGCGUCCCACUAUAACGUCAAGCGUGACAUAACGCUUCGAGAUGUCAUCGAUUGAUGCACUACAACGCAACAGUAAUAUCAACCAAACGAGUUAAGUGAUAUGAAUUAAGAUCAAUUAUGGGUAAUAAAUAGGAUAUUAAACUUGCUACCAUUUCGUAUCAUGUUUAUGCCUCUUGUGAAAUAAUUUUUAUUUUCACUCGCUAAAGUUUGUGACAACUGAAAAUUAUAUUACUCAGAACAUAAACAUGAUACGAAAUGGAAGCUUGUUUAACUCGUAUAAUAACAACCUUGUUAAAAAGGACACCUUGUUACAUUUUUAUAAAGGGCUCAUUCCACUUAGGCUACAACCAUUUAAAUGAGUCCAAUUUAAUUGAAAUGACAUUGGUGGUGUUGGGCACCACCUAAAGGGUAAUAUAUGUAGGGAAUAACUGGUUACUGUCUUAAGAUAUCGGCUUUAUCUUGUGAAGGUUAGAAUGGCGAACGCAGCGAGGCUCUGCCAAGCUAUAUAUGCCAUUCAACCUGAGCAGGAUA
Molecule: messenger RNA, 2183 nt
Organism: Gigantopelta aegis
Lineage: Eukaryota; Metazoa; Mollusca; Gastropoda; Neomphalida; Peltospiridae
Product: WD repeat-containing protein 41-like
Exons: 14
Coding region: 186-1571 (461 amino acids)
Biological process (GO): regulation of autophagy
Cellular component (GO): lysosomal membrane
Molecular function (GO): protein binding
Source: RefSeq, a predicted model, not a curated record